Molecule: messenger RNA, 410 nt
Organism: Camelina sativa (false flax)
Lineage: Eukaryota; Viridiplantae; Streptophyta; Magnoliopsida; Brassicales; Brassicaceae
Source: RefSeq, a predicted model, not a curated record
GUUAUCAUUUACAAAGCAAAAGACCACAAUGUUUUCUCGGUUGACAUUAAUCUUCUUUUUAUUUUUCCUUGUAAACCACUCCCAUCAUGUCUCAUCAAAGACAUGGUGUGUAUCAGAUCCAUCGGCAACCGAUGCACAAUUACAAGCUAACCUUGAUUGGCUAUGCGGUAGUGUAUUACCAGGUAGUUGUGUAUUAAUCAACCGUGGUGGACCUUGCUAUGAACCAAAUACUCUUACUAACCAUGCAUCAUAUAUAAUGAAUGAUUACUACCAGUUCAACGGGGGCACUCAAGAGGCUUGUGAUUUCAAUCAUUCUGGUCGAAUUGUUGAUACUAAUCCAAGUUAUGGUGGUUGUGUGUUUGCAUAGAAUACAUUGUUUGGUUCAGCGGCGGAUUCAGAAUUUUUUUUUG